GUGGCCAGAUCUUGUUCUGGUUUUGCCAUGACCGUAGCAGCGUUUCAGUAGUAAAACAUGGUUUAUAUCAGUGACAGGUUAUUAAAGGGUUAAGCCUGUCUGAUGCAUUUUGAUAUUCACGACCUGUAAUCAUGAAGAUAGUUUAAAAAAAAUAAAAUUAAAAAAAGAAAAAGUAACCGGCCCUGCAGAUCGGUGGCAACACUGGGGAAGUAGUUAGAGAGAGGUCUUAUUGUUUGGUGCGACGGGCUCAGCGUGGAGGUUUGCGAGUCGGAGUCUGCGCACUAUAUGUCUGUUAGCGGGGACGCCAAGGCGACAUUACGGAAAACUCGCCUCGCACAUUUCUUCUGUUUUCCGGAGUGCCAUGGGAUCGGAAUACUGCCGACAUGCUGCCUCUUGUGCUCGCUUUUCGAAAGAUUAGGCUUGCCGAUUAGGUUUUUGCCCUGAGCAAGCCGUUUGGAAAGAAAGCGUAUGGACGCACUAUGCGGGAAAUGGUUGGAGGCUGCUGCGUGUGCUCCGAUGAACGAGGCUGGGCUGAGAAUCCGCUUGUGUAUUGUGAUGGACAUGGGUGCAGCGUCGCUGUGCAUCAGGCAUGCUAUGGGAUUGUUCAGGUCCCCACUGGUCCCUGGUUUUGCCGAAAGUGUGAAUCGCAAGAGAGAGCGGCUAGAGUGAGGUGUGAACUCUGUCCUCACAAAGAUGGGGCCCUUAAGAGGACAGACAAUGGAGGCUGGGCCCAUGUGGUAUGUGCUCUUUACAUCCCAGAAGUACAGUUUGCUAAUGUCUUGACCAUGGAGCCCAUCGUCCUUCAGUAUGUCCCUCAUGAGCGAUACAACAAGACGUGCUACAUCUGCGAUGACCACGGGCGGGAGAGCAAGGCAGCCAGCGGAGCAUGCAUGACCUGCAACCGCCAGGGCUGCCGGCAGGCCUUCCACGUCACCUGUGCUCAGAUGGCUGGGCUUCUGUGUGAGGAAGAAGGACCAGAAGCCGACAAUGUGAAGUACUGUGGCUACUGCAAAUACCACUUCAGUAAAAUGGAAAAAAAUGACAGGACUGCAAGGUUUAAAAAAGGUUUAUCCUUGUACAGCCAGAAGAAGAUGCGACCUGCAGCCGGGAAUUCAAGCAGUUCAUUCUGCCACACUAGAAGAACCUCCAUAACCACCAUCCCGGAGAAGCAUGGUUCCCACCAUCAUCGGCAGAAGAGGAGCCACAAGGAGAAACUGAGACAGAAGGAGCGUCACAAGAGGCCACCUCCAAGCAGCUUGAACUCCUCCUUGUCUAGCUCUACAGGCAAGUUGCCCUCUAGUCAUCAUGGUAAUAAGGAGACUGGGGGAAAAACCAAGAAAUUGGGCAACCACAGUCUGCACCGGAGCAAAAAGGGAGCCGGGAGUGGAACCAAGAGCUGUUCGUCUUCCUGUUCUUCCAGCCCAUUUAACACAGGUGGUGGUUCUCUUUCUUCAGCUCAAGACUUUCUACAAUACUCUUCUUCAUCUCGUCUGGACUGGGAACGAGAGCAAGGAGAUGAGCAAGCGACCGAAGAGACCAAUGAGGGAAAUGGAGGGCCGUGGGAAGUGGAGGAGGAGGAGGAAGAUGAAGAGGAAGAGGAAGAGGGGGAAAAAUAUGCUAAGCCAUCUUUAUUGCCCCCAGUUCUUACCAUGAGUGAUGGUCCCCAGAACUCACCAAGCUACAACCGGGUGGAGAGUAAAGGUAGCUCUUUUGAGCCCAAAGUCACAAUUUCUACGUUUGGCUCCAUCAUGCGUAUUACUUCCACAGGGGGGCUUAGUGGGGCUGCCAAGGUGCGUAAGGUGACGCCUGGGGAGUACAGGCCAAGCAAACCGAACAGCAAGGUGCACCAGACCCCUUCUGCAAUCACAGAGGAACCAGAUAUUCUGGAGGAACAGACAAUGCCCCCAGUCAGUGAGAGGCGUCAUGGCAUGAACAAGAAGAGUCGGCAUGGGCCUGGGAGGCCGAAGGGCAGCAGGAAUCGAGAAGGACGUGAAGGGAAGGAGCAUCACAUCAGCCAGUCUGGAACUGGAUACUCAGUGCCGCCUGCCCCUCCCUGCACCAGCUAUCCAGCUUCCAUAUCAAUCUCCACCCAGAACUCCUUCUCCAUAGGCAGCAGCAGCUCACUGCUCAGUUCUGGUGUCUACUCCAGUAACAAGGACCCUAUCUCUUUGGGUGGGGGUGUGUGUAGUACGACAAUAGCCUCAGGACUGCUGUCUUCCCAUACCUCUACACACCCCUAUACAUCUUCCUCUGUGACCAACACGCAGGUGUACACACUCCCCAGUUCUUCCUACAGUCUGAGUUCAACACGGGUGUGUGGCAGCACUCUGUCUGCUGCCUCUCCGUUGUCGCCUCUCCUGAGCCAGACCCAGAGCUCGCUGCCAGAGCCGCAUCUGGAAGAUCACUUUGUUUGCCGCGGCAGCUCUCCACAAGAAAGCCUUUCCUCACAGUCACCUAUGAGCAGCCUGCCUCUUCUGUUUGACCAGAGGGAGGGGGUGGACCGGGGGGCCAGAGGCCGGCCGGAAAACGUGCCCCUCGCAAGCUCCCACAUUGAACUCCUCCUGGAGAAACACGGCAAUGGAGAGAUGGGAGUGAACAUUGUAGAAAUGCUGAAGUCAUUGCACUCCCUGCAACAAGAGAACCAGCGACUUCAGGAUCAGAUCCUCAGUCUGACGGCAAAGAAGGAACGUCUCCAGCUUCUGAACGUGGAGCUGGCCGUACCCUUCCCUCCUCAGGCACAUCCUGCCGCCUCUUCUGUCUUGACCACCAACCAGAUCAGUUUCCUGUCCUCCCCUCAUGAUGCUCUCAAUUCCAAGAAGAGCCCCCCUUCAAAGACCUGCAUUAUGAAUGAGAACACGCUCACAAAUUCUGAGGAGCUCCCCUCUGGCUGUCCAUCAAGAAGUAGCUCCUCCCUUUCAUUUCAGAGCACUCCGCCCCCUCAGCAGAGCCCUGCCUCCCUUAGUCAGCAGUUUGUAAAUGGGCUGGGGAGGGCACUUACUGGAGGGCUGGGAAGCAUGAGUCAAGCUGGUAAUACCACCCUUCCGAUGGUCAGUGGGUUAAUGUCUAGUCUGACUGGAAGUCCACAGCUGUCCAUGAAUGGCAUGCUGGGUAGCCUAAACGGGGUGAUUCAGUCUCCUAACCAAAAUGCUACCCAGCAGCCUCAGCUCUCCGUACCCACGCAACAACCAUCUCAUCAACAGACACUGUCUCAGAGUUUGCAGAUCCCUAACAGCCUGACUUCGUCUUCCCUACUCUCAGAACAGCAGAAGCAGUUCCUUCUCCAGCAGCAGCACCAGCUCCAGCAGCUGCUGCAUUCCCAGCACUUCACUCCCGAGCAACAGGUUGUCGUUUACCAGAUGAUUCAGCAGCAGAGACGAGAACUGCAGCAUUUUACACUGGCCAGCUCCUUCACCUCCUCGCCUUCCAACCCUAUGGUCAACCAGCUGGCAACAACGUCCUCACUGCAGGGAAGCCAAGGAAACCCUUUCUUCAAUCUACAGGACAACACACAGCACAAAUCUGGGUCAGGGGGAGAUAAGGGUGGGGAGAAGAACUGACAGCAAUUGGAGCAGAAGAGCAACUGCAGCCAGGAGGGGGGUGGGGGGGGGUGUCACUGAGAUGUACAGUUAGCAGCAGGUGCUGAAUAUACUCUGCUCAAAGCUCAAUGUACAGCACCAGUUUUUAUUUGGCAGUAUACAGAUUAACUUAUCUGGUUUUGUGGAUGGGGUACACUAAGCAAGAAUUGGCAUUGAUCAGUACUAGAAAUCUUGGCUUUGGUUAGUAUUUUUUUAUGGUUUUAGCAUAAUAUCUCAAUUAUUGUUAGUAACAAAUCCAUCCACAUUACACAAAUAUUAGAGAACAUGGACAGCAUGUACUCACGCCUUGGAUCCAACCUAAUCAAGAGUACUGCUUUUCAAUCUUUCUCGUGGUAUUUGUCUCGCUCAUACAGACACAAACUCACUGAAGUAUACUUCACCUUUCCAUGACUUCCUUUUUUAUGGAUUCUUACAGCACCACAGACUAAACAAAUAAUAUGAUAUGUAGUUGGAAAAUAUUACUUCAAGGUUCAGUUCCUUCUUUCCAGUAUAGUUAAGUGGACUCAUAUGUACUAGUGACUAAUUAGACACUUUUUAAUUAAGUUUGGCUCAUGGCAGUGAUAUGUGUAGUUUGUCAAUUUAAGGCUCAAUUAAAUUAAAAUGUAAAAAGCAUCCAAGACCAGAUCAAAAAAGAAUGAUUCCAGUAUUGAGCUUACAAAACCAACAGGUCUCUUUCCAGUAAAGCGUCUUAAAGCUAAUUAAUAAAAAUCCCCUCUGAACCAAGCAAAAAUAAUCAUUUGAAGAAUUUGUUUUUAUUGCAAGGUUUUAUAGUUUAGAUGAAAGUGGCAUAUAUUAUUAUAAGAAUAAAUAUAAUAAAGUAUUUAGUAGAAAUUGUCAAAUAUAAAUAUAGGGGGUUUACCUUUGCUCUAAAAAUAUAGGGUUAAAAAUAAGCUUCUCCAAUCUCCUAACUUUUCUGCCUUUGAUUUAUAUCUUGGGCAGCAUGGUGGUGCAGUGGUUAGCACUGUUUCCUCACACCUCUGGGACCAGGGUUCAAGUUUCUGCCUGGGUUACAUGUGUGUGUCGUCAUGGGGUUUCUUCCAGGUACUCUUUCCCCCCCA
This is a messenger RNA of Paramormyrops kingsleyae, 4654 nucleotides long. RefSeq names its product protein AF-17. Gene Ontology annotation, molecular function: nucleosome binding; histone binding. Lineage: Eukaryota; Metazoa; Chordata; Actinopteri; Osteoglossiformes; Mormyridae. Gene Ontology annotation, biological process: regulation of transcription by RNA polymerase II. The record is from RefSeq and is a predicted model, not a curated record. Gene Ontology annotation, cellular component: nucleus.